AUGUCUGAUAGCGUAGUUAGUUUUGUGCUGGAAAACUUGUCUCGGCUUGUAGCACACGAAGCCAAUUUGCUAUGUGGCGUGGAGGACAAAGUGAAGCUCCUUGAGAGUGAGCUCAGAAUGAUGAGUGUCCACCUUAAGAACAGCGACCAAAACCAACGGAAGAAGGAGAUCGAACAAGAGGUUGUGCGUCAAAUCACAGACAUCGCACAUGAAGCUGAGGAUGUCAUCGAUUCCUUUGUUGCCAACGUUGCUCGCAACCGAAGGAGAAGUUGGGUGUCCAAGAUGCUCCAUGGCGUAGACCAUGCAAAGCUGCUACACCAUGUGGCAGAGAAAAUAGACAACAUUAAACGAAGAAGGGAUGUGGAGGAAGAUGACGUGGUGGGUUUUCAGCAUGACACAACUGAAGUAAUCAAUCUCCUCGAGCAAGAGGGUCUGCGUCGCAAUGUGGUGUCCAUCUUUGGUGUGGGCGGAUUAGGUAAAACUACUCUUGUUCGCAAGAUUUAUAGCAGUGCUUAUGUCAAGAAUCACUUUGAUUGUAAUGCUUGGGUUUAUGUGUCUAAUAACUAUAGACCUAGAGAGCUUUUGCAUAACCUUCUUAAAUGCUUGAUGACAAUCCUUGGAAAGGCAUGCAAAAGCAAAGCUGAAUCUGUUGAUUUUUAUAAUUUGAAUGAGGAAGAACUGAAAGGCAAGGUACGAGAGUGUUUAAAAGGGAAGAGGUAUCUUGUAGUGUUGGAUGACGUAUGGCAAACUCAACAUUGGGAUGACCUGCGAUAUGCUUUCUCAGAUGAUAAUAAAAGCAGUAGGAUUUUGAUUACUAGUCGUCUGAAAGAGGUGGCUUCUCAUGCCAGCUCAUUUCCUCCCUGCUCUCUCCCUUUUCUUAAUGAAGAAGAUAGUUGGGAGCUUUUCUCAGAGAGGGUGUUUCGAGGAAAGGAUGUGCCUUCUAAUCUCAAGCUACUAGGUAAGCGUAUGGUAAAAAGUUGUGGUGGCUUGCCAAUAUCCAUUAUGGUCCUUGGAAGAAUUCUAGCAAAUAAGGAUAAGUCAUAUCGAGAGUGGUCCAAGAUCAUGAGACAUGUCAACUCGUAUCUCACUCAACCAAAAACACAAGUACAAGACAUAGUACUUAAGCUCAGUUAUGACAGCUUGCCUUCAAGAGUGAGGCCAUGCUUUUUAUAUUUUGGUAUUUUUCCUGAAGACUACGAGAUUCCUGUUAGAAGAUUGAUCCAAUUAUGGGUAGCUGAAGGAUUCAUUCUUCAUAGCGAUUCUAGAGUUAGAGAGGAUGUUGCAGAGGACUACUUGGAUGAGCUCAUUGAUCGUAACUUAAUCCAAGUAAGAAGAAGGAGAAAUGAUGGGGGAAUCAAGACAUGUUGCAUCCAUGAUUUGUUAAGAGAACUUUGCAUAUCUGAGAGUAGGUAG
Neltuma alba is the source of this 1413-nucleotide messenger RNA. RefSeq names its product putative disease resistance RPP13-like protein 3. Gene Ontology annotation, biological process: defense response to other organism. The coding region runs from base 1 to 1413 and encodes 470 amino acids. The record is from RefSeq and is a predicted model, not a curated record. Lineage: Eukaryota; Viridiplantae; Streptophyta; Magnoliopsida; Fabales; Fabaceae. The transcript is spliced from 3 exons. Gene Ontology annotation, molecular function: ADP binding.